Molecule: messenger RNA, 2241 nt
Organism: Lagopus leucura (white-tailed ptarmigan)
Lineage: Eukaryota; Metazoa; Chordata; Aves; Galliformes; Phasianidae
Gene: SOCS4
Product: suppressor of cytokine signaling 4
Exons: 2
Coding region: 313-1623 (436 amino acids)
Biological process (GO): positive regulation of proteasomal ubiquitin-dependent protein catabolic process; negative regulation of epidermal growth factor-activated receptor activity; phosphatidylinositol phosphate biosynthetic process
Cellular component (GO): phosphatidylinositol 3-kinase complex
Molecular function (GO): 1-phosphatidylinositol-3-kinase regulator activity
Source: RefSeq, a predicted model, not a curated record
GUUGGGAGGGCAGAAGUGGCAGGGUGGGAGCAUGCUGCUCACCUGCAGGGUUUCUGGGUGGAGCACGAGUGAGGUGUUGGUCAUGGGACAUAAAGCUGUUCCUGAUUUAGUGCUUGAGAGCUUGCUGAGCGCUCUGCCCAGCUCUCCUGCAACCCAUGCACAGGGUGCCUUGAAAGCAGCAGGUCUGAGCCUUCCAAGCCUCAUCCACAUCUCAGAUACUUUCAGAAAGCACCACAAAGAAGCUUCCUUGGGUAGAAAACCCUGCAAGAAAAAACUGCGCUUUCUGGAAACUUGGGGAGCAGAGCUGUCGAAAUGGCAGAGAAUAAGGACAGUAAUCUUAAAAACACAGAUGUGAGACCCAAGAGCAGCCGGAGCAGGAGUGCAGACAGAAAGGAUGGUUAUGUCUGGAGUGGAAAGAAACUCUCCUGGUCGAAAAAGACUGAGCGCUGUUCUGAUACUGAGACGGCGAACGCUGCAGGAAGGUCAGGGCCUAAUUUAAGGAGCCAGGAGAGAAAGUAUAGCUGCUCUUCUAUCGAGCUGGAUCUAGAUCGUUCGUGUGGACACAGGUUUUUAGGCCGGUCUCUCAAACAAAAACUGCAAGAUGCUGUGGGUCAGUGCUUUCCCAUCAAAAAUUGUACCAGUCGGCACGCCUCAGGACUUCAAUCGAAAAGAAAAAUUCAUAUCAGUGAGUUGAUGCUAGAUAAGUGUCCUUUUCCUCCACGCUCGGAGCUCGCUUUUCGGUGGCACCUGAUUAAAAGGCAUACAGCCCCUAUAAGCCAAAAAGCAGAAGACUGGACAAUUGCUGACUUAUCCCAGAAUGAGGAAAAGGAGGAGGACCUACGAGACAAUGAGAUAGAGUCCGAUCCUCCAUCGGCUCCCUCCCCAUCCUCUGACCUUACUGAUGGCAUUCCCUCCAGGCGGGACUCACGGUCUGAGCUGGUGGUAGGGAAGGUGGUAAGGAGCAGUAAAGAAGACAGCGACAUGGACUCCGACGAUGAAGUUGUAACGCUGUGCACAAGCUCUAGGAAAAGAAACAAGCCCAAAUGGGAAGCUGACGAUGAGCUGCUGCGGAUGGAAACGCCUCCGAAAUACCAUACGCAGAUCGAUUAUGUGCACUGCCUAGUCCCAGACCUCCUGCAGAUCAACAACAACCCCUGCUACUGGGGAGUCAUGGAUAAGUAUGCAGCCGAAGCACUGCUGGAAGGAAAGCCAGAGGGAACGUUUUUGUUACGAGAUUCUGCCCAGGAAGACUACUUGUUUUCCGUGAGCUUCAGGCGCUACAGCCGCUCUCUGCACGCGCGGAUAGAGCAGUGGAAUCAUAACUUCAGCUUUGAUGCUCACGAUCCUUGUGUCUUCCACUCUCCUGACAUCACGGGACUCCUAGAGCACUAUAAGGAUCCAAGCUCCUGUAUGUUCUUCGAACCGCUUUUGUCCACUCCGUUGAACAGGACUUUCCCUUUCUCCCUUCAGCAUAUAUGUAGAACAGUUAUUUGCAACUGUACGACCUACGAUGGUAUUGAUGCACUGCCCAUUCCUCCAUCAGUGAAGCUGUAUCUGAAGGAAUACCAUUAUAAAUCGAAAGUUAGAGUACUCAGGAUCGAUGUACCAGAGCAGCAAAGCUAGAAAAUAUUUUUGUGACAGAAUGAAAUGGUCUCUAAACAGGUGAAUUGUGUGGUCAGUCCUUCCUCCCUUUAAGUUUCUUUUCAAUGGCAGUUUGACGUUUUUCUUCCUCUUUCUGCAGAUCAUUCAACCCAAACAGGCCUCUGCUUAAGGCUUUUUUAUCCAACUGUACUUUGAGUCUUCCCAGCUCUCUUUUAGAAAUGAUAUUCCUUGUGGGCUUUUGGUACUGUUCCUAAACUAGUUUUAUGGAAUUUCAGGUAGGCUUUCUGGUAUUUCUAUAGAUGGAUAGUCUUUAGAUCGAAAAACCUUAGAAAUUGGUUUUGAACUUGAUCCAUCUUUUAUAUUGUAUUUCCAUCUGUUGCUGACAUGUUUGAAAUAAUGCACUGUUAACUGAAGACUGACUCAUCUGUAUUUUCUGCAUUUCUUUUAAAACGAGUCUCUAGUCUUGUGUCUGUGUGUAUGUCUGUCUUUAAUACAGUAAUUUCAUCAAUCUAUUUCUAACAUUACUAUUCCUAGCAAAAUGAAGUUUGAAAGAGGAUAUGAUCUUUCUAUAAAUACAUCAGGGGACUGAACACCAGGGAGGGGGAAAAACAAUUCAUGCUGAGGCCAGUGCUGAGUACA